AUCAACACUCUCCAGUUUAAAAUCAACUCCGUGGAAGAACUUAUCUCUAACCACGAAGGGAUGGAAAUCAGAGAGAUGAUAAAUGCUCAAAAUGGGAUGCAAAAUGAGUCUGAGGAUGAAAUCCAAAGAGAGAAAAAUCCCAUUCACCAAUCAAAUAUCCAAAAAUUUAAUCAACUAUGAAAGAAAAGAGUAUUGUUGAUCAAGAAAUAAACCUAACAAUCAAGUUGCGAAACAGGAACAUUUAACAAUAAUAAAAACCAAUUAUUCAAAAUAAGCCAGAGGAUAAUACCCCAAGAAAUUCUCCACAACAUCCCCAAGUUUUCCCAAAUCAAGCUCAGCAAUCCAGUAUCAUUCAGGAGAGGGAAGAAAGAGAUAAAACAUUCCAAUAUCUUAUAUUAGAGUUUAUAAAAUUCAUCAGAUUUAUUUCCUUGGGUCCUCCUAUGUAG
This is a messenger RNA of Moneuplotes crassus, 446 nucleotides long. NCBI's taxonomy places the organism in Eukaryota, Ciliophora, Spirotrichea, Euplotida, Euplotidae. The record is from the annotation of a GenBank genome assembly.